UUCCACUCAUGGAAUGCCCUUUGUGACAAGUAGUCUCUCAAUACUCUGUGCACCCUGAUCUGGUCUGAUUUCACCCUGUAUAUAGGAUUUCCCAUUCCCAAACCUGACCUGAUCGCACAGCUGGAACGAGGGGAAGAGCCGUGGGUGCCCGAUCUCCAGGUCGGCAAGGAAACAGGGGUCCUGAGAUGCACCUGCACAGGUGCUGAGAGAGUCGGUGAGAAGGAGGAGUGGAAUCAUCAUGAGGAAGCUCCUGAGGAAGUGGAACCAGAGUGCACAUUUAUGGGAAGAGCUGAAGGGAAUUUUUCCCAGUGCUGGGAAGAGGGAGAAGCCUGGGGAAAUUGGCACGGGUCAGAGAGGCUGAUGGGAAACCACUCAGGGAAGGAAGUGGAUGAAUCUAUUAACUGUGGGGGCGGAGACAAGGAUCCCACAGCUCAGUGGACAAAUCCCAAGGAAGAGAAACCCUACCACUGUCUACAGUGUAGGAAAGGAUUCACUGUGAGACCACAGCUUGUUACAAAUCAGACAAUCCAUGCGGGAGAGAACCCCCUUCAAUGCUUGGUCCCUGGGAAAAUCUUGAAUAUCUGCUCAGACGUUAACCAUAGGAAAAGCCACAUAGGAGAGAAAUCCUAUCAAUGCCUCGAGGGUGGGAACUGUUUGAAUUCAGCACUAAUUACACAUCAGAUAAACCAUACAGGAGAGAGAGCCUACAAGUGCGUAGAUUGUGGGGAAAGUUACACACAGCGAUCAGACCUUGUUAAACAUCAGGCAAUCCACAUAGGAAACAGACCCCACAAGUGUUUGGAUUGUGGGAAAAGUUUCAGAAACACAUCAGAUCUUGUUAGACAUCAGGCAAUCCACACAGGAGAGAGACCCCAUAAGUGCUUAGACUGUGGAAAGAGUUUCACACAGCGAUCAUAUCUUGUAACACAUCAGAGGAUCCACACAGGAGAGAGACCCCAUAAGUGCUUAGAUUGUGGGAAAAGUUUCAUAUGGAGGUCAGAACUUGUUAAACAUCAGAGAAGCCACACAGGAGAGAAACCCCAUAAAUGCUUAGACUGUGGGAAAAGUUACACACGGCGGUCAGGCCUUGUUUCACAUCAGGCAACCCACACAGGAGAGAGACCCCAUAAGUGCUUAGACUGUGGAAAAAGCUUUAUACGGAGGUCAGUCCUUGUUAGACAUCAGGCAAUCCACAGAGGAGAGAAAUCCCAUGAAGGUGUGGACUAUGGGAAAGGUUUCAUACAUAGGUCAAACCUUGUUAAAAAUCAGGCAAUCCACAUAGGAGACAGACCCCACAAGUGCUUGGACUGUGGGAAAACUUUCAGAAACACAUUAGACCUUGUUAAACAUCAGUCAUUCCACACAGGAGGGAGACCCCAUAAGUGCUUAGACUGUGGGAAAAGUUACAUACGAAAUUCAGAGCUUGUUAGACAUCAGAGAACCCACACUGGAGAGAGACCCCAUAAGUGCUUAGAUUGUGGAAAGAGUUUCACGCAGCGAUCAUAUCUUGUAACACAUCAGAGGAUCCACACAGGAGAGAGACCCCAUAAGUGCUUAGACUGUGGGAAAAGUUUCAUAUGGAGGUCAGACCUUGUUAAACAUCAGGCCAUCCACACAGGAGAGAGACCCCAUAAGUGCUUAGACUGUGGGAAAAGUUACACACGGCGUUCAGACCUUGUUAGGCAUCAGGUAUUCCACACAGGAGAGAGACCCCAUAAGUGCUUAGAAUGUGGAAAAAGCUUCGUACGGAGGUCAAUCCUUGUUAGACAUCAGGCAAACCACACAGGAGAGAAAUCCCAUAAGUGCUUAGAUUGUGGGAAAAGUUUCAUAUCAAGGUCAGAACUU
Molecule: messenger RNA, 1845 nt
Organism: Chelonoidis abingdonii (Abingdon island giant tortoise)
Lineage: Eukaryota; Metazoa; Chordata; Testudines; Testudinidae
Source: RefSeq, a predicted model, not a curated record